AUGGCCGACACGACAGUGCCAAAGGCCCUAGAGGCCCUCACCAUCUCCAAGACCAAGGAGCUCAAGGGCACCGAGAAGCGUGACACCCUGAUUGCGAUCGAGAAGAAGUACCAAAAGAAGUGGGAGGAGGAGCACGUCUUCGAGGUUGAUGCCCCAUCAAUCGAUGAGUUUCCCCUGGAGUCUAUCUCCCCUGAGGAGCUUCGCGAGAAGUUCCCUAAGUUCUUCGGCACAAUUGCUUACCCCUACAUGAACGGUCGUCUCCAUGCUGGCCAUGCCUUCAGCUUCAGCAAGAUCGAGUUCUUCACUGGCUUCGCUCGAAUGCAGGGCAAGCGCUGCCUGUUCCCCCUGGGCUACCACUGCACCGGUCUGCCUAUUAAAGCCUCCGCCGACAAGCUGGCGAAGGAGGUUGAGAUGUUCGGCGCCGACUUCUCCGGCUACAAGCCAGAGGAAGAAGAAGAGCCGGCCCCUGCUGAGCCCGCGCCGAAGGGCCAGAAGGAGGACCUGACCAAGUUCAGUGCCAAGAAGGGCAAGGCUGCCGCGAAGACAGUCAAGGCCAAAUACCAGUUCCAAAUUCUGCAGUCAGUCGGCAUCCCUUUGGAGGAGAUCCAUCGCUUUGCCGAUCCUCAGUAUUGGCUGAAGUACUUCCCUCCGGCCUGCAAGCAGGACCUCACAAACUUCGGCGCUCGCAUUGACUGGCGCCGCCAGUUCGUGACUACGGAUGCUAACCCUUAUUAUGAUGCCUUCGUGCGCUGGCAGAUGGUUCGCCUUAAGGAACUGGAAAAAAUCAAGUUUGGCAAGCGCUACACCAUCUACUCUAUCAAGGAUGGUCAGCCAUGCAUGGACCACGACCGGAGUGAGGGUGAGGGUGUCCUCCCUCAGGAGUACACUGCCCUCAAGCUCAAGGUCAUUGAAUGGGCUCCGAAGGCCGCUGAAGCCAUCAAGGGCAAGCUGCCCGAAGGCGCGUCGGUCUACCUCUGCCCGGCCACUCUCAGGCCCGAGACCAUGUAUGGCCAAGUCUGUUGCUUUGUUGGUCCUAGCUUGACCUACGGUGUUUACAAGGCCCGGGAGAACGAGUACUUCGUCAUCACGGAGCGUGCUGCGCGCAACAUGGCCUUCCAGAGCAUCUUUGAGAAGGAUGGAAUCCCGGAGAAGGCGGCUGACCUUCAGGGUUCUGACCUCAUCGGCACCCUGGUUAAUGCUCCUCUCAGCUUCCACCGCGAAGUUCGUGUGCUGCCCAUGGAGACUGUCCUUGCCACCAAGGGUACCGGUGUCGUGACGUCGGUUCCUUCUGAUUCUCCUGAUGACUAUGCCACUGUAACGGAGCUGGCCAAAAAACCGGACUACUAUGGCAUCAAGAAGGAGUGGGCAGAGCUGGAGAUCAUCCCCAUCAUCCAAACACCCACUUCCGACCUGAUUGCUCCCUAUCUCGUCAAGAAACUCAAGAUCAACUCUCCGAAGGACACCAAGCAGCUUGCCGAGGCCAAGGAGCUUGCCUACAAGGAGGGCUAUUACCAGGGUGUCAUGAAGGUUGGCGAUUUUGCCGGAGAGAAGGUCGAAGUUGCCAAGCCCAAGGUCCGUGAGCAGCUCAUUAAGAACGGCGAUGCCUUCCCCUACUCUGAGCCCGAAAGCAAGGUUGUGUCCCGCUCUGGCGAUGAAUGCACCGUCGCUCUGCUUGACCAGUGGUAUAUUGACUACGGUGAGGACUCGUGGCGCCAGCAGGCCCUCGAGUACGUCGAGAACAAAGACGGCAAGGGCCUCGAGUGCUACUCUCCCGACACCCAGCAUGCAUUCAAGGGUGUUCUUGCCUGGCUCAAGCAGUGGGCUUGCGCUCGCACCUACGGUCUUGGCUCCAAGCUGCCUUGGGAUCCUCAGUUCCUUGUCGAGUCUCUUAGCGACUCGACUAUCUACAUGGCAUACUACACCCUUGUGCCAUGGCUGCACAAGGACCUCUUUGGCCGCGAAAAGGGCAAAGGCAACAUCGCGCCGGAGCAGAUGAUUGAUGAGGUCUGGGACUACGUCUUCUGCCGCACUGAGUGGUCGGACGACCUUGUCGAGAAGUCCGGCAUUCCCAAGGAGACCCUGCAGGGCAUGAGGAGAGACUUCCAGUACUUCUACCCUCUCGACCUCCGUGUCAGUGGCAAGGACCUGAUCCCGAACCACCUGACCUUCUUCCUCUACAACCACAUUGCUCUGUUCCCCCGCGAGUACUGGCCCAAGUCGAUCCGCGCCAACGGCCACCUCCAGCUGAACGGCGAGAAGAUGAGCAAGUCUACCGGCAACUUCAUGACUCUUGACGACGUUGUCAGGAAGUAUGGUGCUGAUGCUGCUCGUGUUGCUCUUGCCGAUGCUGGUGACGGUAUCACGGAUUCUAACUUUGUUGAGGAUGUCGCCGAUAACACCAUCCUGAGGUUCUACACCAACAAGGAGUGGAUUGAGGAGAUCAUCAAGGACGAUAAGCUCCGGACGGGUCCGCUCAAUGACUUCCAGGAUGCCCUUUUCGACAAUGAGAUGAACGCUCUGGUUAACGAGGCCAAGAAGUACUAUGAAGAGACCUCGUACAAACUUGCCCUCAAGGCCGCCCACUACGAUUUCCUUAACGCCCGUGAUACCUACCGCGAGGCCUGCAAUGCGGCCGGCAUUCCGCUCCACAAGGACCUCGUCUUCAAGUAUAUCCGCCUGCAGGCACUCAUCCUUACCCCGAUUGCCCCUCACUGGGCCGACUACGUGUGGCGCGAGAUCCUGGGUGAGAAGGAGUCGAUCCAGUUCGCCCGCUGGCCCGAGGUCCCCGCUGCCGACCCGGCGCUCACUGCCGCUCGCGAGUACGUGCGCACCACGUCGUCCAAUAUCAACUCGGCCGAGGCUGCGCAGCUCAAGAAGAUGGCCAAGGGUCGCCAGAGCGACUUCGACCCCAAGAAGCCCAAGAAGCUCACCAUCUUCAUGACCGAGUCCUUCCCCGCUUGGCAGGCCAAGUACAUUGAGCUGCUGAAAAAGGUCUGGGAUCCGGCGACCAACACCCAAAAGAUCGAGGACAAGGAGCUUAAUGGCCGCAUCGCUAAGAUGGGCGAGAUGAAGAAGGCCAUGCCCUUCGUUCAGGCACUGAAGAAGCGUCUCCGUGAUGGCGAGCCCGCUGAAACGGUGCUCGAGCGGAAGCUUGCUUUUGAUGAGAAGAAGACUCUUCUUGCUAUGGUUCCCGGCCUCAAGCGCACUGCUGGCCUCGUAGCUGUGCAAAUCCUUGCCGUCACCGAGGGCAGCAAGGUCGGCAUCGACCUGACCAACAAUAAUGUCGAGGUCGAAGUCAAGGCACCAGUGGCCGAGUCUGCCCUGCCCGGGCAGCCGAGCUUCCACUUUGAGAAUGUUCAGGCUUAA
Messenger RNA from Thermochaetoides thermophila DSM 1495, 3366 nucleotides. RefSeq names its product leucyl tRNA synthetase-like protein. The transcript has 7 exons. Bases 1 to 3366 code for a protein of 1121 amino acids. Gene Ontology annotation, biological process: leucyl-tRNA aminoacylation. Lineage: Eukaryota; Fungi; Ascomycota; Sordariomycetes; Sordariales; Chaetomiaceae. Gene Ontology annotation, molecular function: aminoacyl-tRNA deacylase activity; ATP binding; leucine-tRNA ligase activity. The record is from RefSeq and is a predicted model, not a curated record.